AUGUGUGUGUGUGUGGUAGGUAGUGCGUGCGUGGAGCACGGCCCCAACAACGUGUCGCGAUGGAUGACUUGGCUUCCUAUUUCGUUGAAGAACGCAGCAAAGUGCGAUAAGUGGUAUCAAUUGCAGAACCAUCCAAUUACCGAAUCUUUGAACGCAAACGGCGCAUGGGAGAAGCCCUUCUGGGGUCAUCCCCGUGCAUGCCACAUCCUCAGUGUCGAACGAAUAACCACCCUUCCCCCAUUCCUCCUUUCUUCUCUCCCUUUUUCUCGUGCGGGGUUUACCCCGUGGGAGGGUGCGGUGUUGAAGGAAGGGGCCGUGAGGGGGGUUGUGUGUGGGACUCGGAUGGGUUUACCCUAG
This is a messenger RNA of Phytomonas sp. Hart1, 357 nucleotides long. Lineage: Eukaryota; Euglenozoa; Kinetoplastea; Trypanosomatida; Trypanosomatidae. The record is from the annotation of a GenBank genome assembly.